AUGACUAAAAAAAAAAUAAUAAUUUAAAGAUAAUUAUCUCGACAAUCGAUUGAAUAAAAAAUAAAUAAAUAAUAAUGAUUGUUUGUAAUUAAUAAUAAAAUAAAGAAACGGUAGGGGAAAAAAAACUACUACAUACAAACUGGGUGGGCGAUUUGCCACACGUUAGAUUUAGUCGUACCCGAAGGGGGUUUGGCGUUGGAUCUUAAACAUUUUAAAUAUCUCAAAAGACAUUUUAGUGCUGUGAAGUUGACACGAGGAUAGGUCGUAGUGGUUUAAAAUUCAGCUGUCUUAACGACAGUUUGAUAAAACUAGUUUAGUGAAACUCAGUGAAACAACGAAAUGAUGGUCUCAACAACGACACAGCCAAGAAUUGUGUUCGUUGUAGGCCUUUUUAUAGCAUUUUUUGCAAUUUCCUUGCAGGUUGUGCAAAGUGAUGAGCAAUCUGAUUCAGUUAUUUCUGAGGUUCAAUGUCGACCAUACAUCGAAAAAGCACUCAAAGGUCGAGAAGCAGGAUCUGUAGAUGAAGGCAAUGUAGAUGAAAAAAAUUAUGUUGAAUCACCACAUUCUGAAGAAAAAAAAGAAGACGAGGCCGAAAACGAAGACGAAAAAGCCUCAUUAGAGGCUGGUCAUGAUGUUAAAGACUCUGGUGAAGAUAGCAAAGAAUCAGGAGAUACAGAAGAUUUGAAUAAAUCAAAUGAAUCUAAUGAAGAAGUUAAGGUUGAAAACGAAGAUGAAGAAUCAAAAGAAAAAAAUUAUCAAAGUGUUGAAUCAGCUGAACAAAAUCAGUCUAAUGAAGAUUCCGUAGAGGCAAAUCAGCAACAUGAAAAUGUCGAUAAUGAACAAGAUUCAAAAGAAUCUUCUGUUGAAUCUGAUGAAAAUAAAUCAAGUGAUAAUGGACAAGAUUCAAAAGAAUCUGCUGUUGAAUCUAAUGAAAAUAAAUCAAGUGAAGAUGCUGUAAAAGAUGAUGGAGACAAAACAGAGGAAGAAAAAGAUGAUUCAAAAUCUACAGAAACAGUGGAGGUAGAGGAAGAAAAAAAAGAUUCUGCUGAUGUUUCCGAUGAGAUAUUUAAAACAUCUGAAGAAACUACAGAUACAAAAAGUGAUGAAACAAUUGAAGAAAUUUCUGUAUUUUUAGAAAAUAAAACUGAAGAUUCAAGUGAAUCUGGUGAAGUUAAAAGUUCUACAGAAAAUGAUAGUAAAGAAAAUGAAAAUGGUACUGUAGAAAGUGAAGAAAAAAAAGAUGAAUCGUCGGAAGAAAAAACUCAGAUUGUUGAUGAUGCUAGUGAAGAAAAUGAUCAACAAUCUGAACGACAAAAACGUGAAGCAGUUGAUGAUAAUAAAUCGGCAGAAAAGUCUGAAGAAAAACCUGAUGAUAAAUCAGCAGAAAAAUCUGAUAAUGAAUCUGAAGAAAAACCGGAUGAUAAAUCUGAAGAAAAACCUGAAGAACAAUCUGAAGAAAAACCAGAUAAAUCUGAAGAAAAACCUGAUGAUAAAUCUGGAGAAAAAUCUGAAGAAAAAUCAGGAGAAAUAGUUGACGAUAAAUCUGAAGAAAAAUCUGAAGAAAAUGACGGAACAGAAUCCAAAGAAAAUGAUAAAUCAGAAGAAAAUGAACCAACACCCGAAGAAGAUUUAAUUCAAGAAAUUGAAAUACCAAAAAAUUUACGACCAAGAGAGCAUAUAAAUCAAAUUUUAAAAUUAGAUCAAGAUAAUGAAGAAAAAGAAGCUGCUAUUCAAAAAGCAUCAGAUGUUGUUCUUAAAGAAUUAAAACGACUUUAUGAUACCGCAAUUAAACCACUUGAAACACUUUAUAAAUACAGAGAUCUCAGUAAUCGACACUUUGGUGAUCCUGAAAUAUUUUCAAAACCAUUGGUAUUGUUGAUGGGUCCUUGGAGUGGUGGAAAAUCUUCAAUUAUAAAUUAUUUAUUGGACAAUGAAUAUCAACCAACAGCGCUUCGAACAGGUGCUGAGCCAUCACCAGCAUAUUUCAACAUUCUUAUGCACGGUGAAGAGCAAGAAGUCUUAGACGGUACGCAACUUGCUGCUGAUUGGACGUUUUCUGGUCUUCAAAAAUUUGGUCAAGGCAUGUUGGAUCGUCUCAGGGGUCUCAAGCUCAAUAAUAAAUUACUUGAAAAGGUAAACAUUGUGGAAAUACCAGGAAUUUUAGAAAUACGCAAACAAGUUCAACGACUUUUUCCUUUUAAUGAUGCUUGCCAAUGGUUUAUUGACAGAGCUGACAUAAUUUUUUUGGUUUAUGAUCCGUCAAAAUUGGAUGUUGGCCCAGAAACUGAAGCAAUUCUUGAUCAGCUCAAGGGUCGUGAAUAUCAGACAAGAAUAAUUUUAAACAAAGCAGACCAAGUAAAACCUGAAGAAUUGAUGAGAGUACAAGGUGCUUUAAUUUGGAAUAUUUCACCAUUAAUGUCAAGUGCUGAACCACCAGUUAUGUACUCAACAUCACUUUGGUCAUUGCCAUAUGAAGCUGGAGCACCAACUCGACUACUUUAUGCACAAGAACGUGCGUUUUUACGUGAUUUAAGAUCAGCAAUUGACAAACGAGUUGAACAUAAAAUUGCAAGUGCAAGAAGAUUUGCUGUUCGUGUUAGAAAUCAUGCUAAAAUGGUAGACUGUUAUUUAACUACUUACUUCAAUCACAAGACUUUCUUCGGCAACAAAAAAGACACAAGUGAUAAAAUUAUUGAAAGUCCUCAAGACUAUCAUAUUUAUGAGGGCCUAAGCACACUAACAAAUAUCUCACGAUAUGAUCUACCUGAUCCAGAUGUUUACCGAGAUUUUUUCCGUUUAAAUGCUUUACAUGAAUUUCAACCAUUGAGCUCAACAUGCACGUAUUUUAGAGGUUGUCCAAUAAAUAGGCUUGAUGUUGCAAUUGCUUAUGAUCUACCAGAACUCGUUGGUAAAUACAGAAAAUUGGUGGAAUCUACUUUGAACGAAAACAACAACACCAACAGCCAACAAUCAACAAGUUGAAAAAAAAUUACUUAAAAAAGUAUAAUUUUUUUUUUUUUUUUUUUCGCUUUUCAAUAAUUUAAAAAAUAAAAUAUGAAAUUUUUUAAAUCUUGAAGAGUUGUUUAGUUGAGAAAGUUUGAAUUUUAUGACUUUAUGCGAAUGAAGGAGAAAAAAUAAAAAACUUAUCACGUUUGUAUACUGAAUCAAUUAAUUGUACAAUAACUGCGAUGAAAGUUUUAUUGAUACAGUAAACAACGUCAGGCUGCAGGCAGCCAUUGAAAAUUUCAUUCAUAAAAAUCUAUUGAAUUUUAAAAAAUAAUAUAUAUGACAUUAAAAUUUUAGUUUGAAAAGAGA
Aphidius gifuensis is the source of this 3315-nucleotide messenger RNA. RefSeq lists its product as uncharacterized. The coding region runs from base 340 to 2982 and encodes 880 amino acids. The record is from RefSeq and is a predicted model, not a curated record. Lineage: Eukaryota; Metazoa; Arthropoda; Insecta; Hymenoptera; Braconidae. The transcript has 11 exons. Gene Ontology annotation, molecular function: GTP binding.